Messenger RNA from Cucurbita maxima (winter squash), 2064 nucleotides. Its product is annotated as putative disease resistance protein RGA3. Bases 77 to 1933 code for a protein of 618 amino acids. The record is from RefSeq and is a predicted model, not a curated record. NCBI's taxonomy places the organism in Eukaryota, Viridiplantae, Streptophyta, Magnoliopsida, Cucurbitales, Cucurbitaceae. Gene Ontology annotation, molecular function: protein binding; ADP binding. The transcript has a single exon. Gene Ontology annotation, biological process: defense response to other organism.
AGAAAACCAAGCUCUGCACCUCGUCAAAGCCAUUCUUCGCGAUGUCGAUCAAGCGAAGUCCGAUCGAGAAUCGUUCAUGAUUUGGGUCGCUAAGCUUCAGGGUUUAGCUAUCGAUGCCGAAGUUGUAAUGGAAGAGCUCUCCUACGAGAAUCUUAGGCGCCAAAUUGACGUCAAUGGAAAUCCCAAGAAAAUGGUAUGUGAUUUCUUUUCAUUCUCUAAUCCCUUGUUGUUUAGGUUGAAAAUGGCUCAUAAAAUUAAAACCAUUACCCAAAUUUUGAAUGAGAUUACUGGGGAGGCAAGUGCUGUGGGGGUUGUUGCUAAAGUGAAUGAAAGGGUAACGAGUGCUAAUAAUGGGCAAAUUCCAGAGACUGACUCAUUUCUUGAUGAGUUUGAGAUUGUAGGAAGAGGGGUUGAUAUAUCAAGAAUAGUGAGCAUAGUUCUUGACACUACCACACACGACAGGAUCUCUGUCCUUCCUAUUGUCGGGAUGGGUGGUCUUGGAAAGACAACAGUGGCAAAAGCAGUCUUUAAUCAUGAGCUUGUGGAAGCUCAUUUUGAUGAAACAAUUUGGGUGUGCGUGACUGCAAGUUUUGAUGAGAAGAAGAUUUUAAGAGCAAUUUUGGAAUCUCUUACGAACUUUCCAAGUGGUUUGGAUAGUAUGGAUGCUAUACUUAGAAGAUUACAAAAGGAGCUGGAAGGGAAGAGGUAUUUUCUUGUGCUGGAUGAUGUAUGGAAUGAAAAUUUUGAACUGUGGAAUAAUUUGAUGAGUCUUUUGUUAAAGAUUACAAAUAGUGUUGGGAAUAGAAUUCUUGUGACAACUCGGAGUGAAGAAGCUGGAAAAGUCGUGAAGACGUUUCCCAUUUAUCGUUUAGCUAAGUUAUCAGACGAUGAAUGCUGGUUGAUAUUCAAGGAAAGAGCGUCCCCAAAUGGUCUACCACUGACUCAAGAGCUGGAAGUUAUGAAGAAUGUGCUUGCUGAGCAGUUUGGAGGCAUUCCAUUGGUUGCGAAAGUCGUCGGAGGAUCCGUACAAGUUAAGACAAGAAGAGAGACUUUGUUGAUGUCAACAUUGGAAACCCUGAUUAUGAAUCCGCUACAUAAUGAAAACGAUAUCUUGUCUAUCUUGAGAUUAAGCGUGGAUCAUUUGCCGAACUCGUCGUUGAAACAAUGUUUUGCAUAUUUUUCAAAUUUUCCGAAGGGAUAUAACUUUGAAAAGGAACAACUAAUCCAAUGCUGGAUGGCUGAAGGGUUCAUUCAACCUUCUGAUCAAGCAGGCUAUGAAACCAUGGAAGAUAUAGGAGACAAGUACUUCAAUAUCUUACUAGCUCAUUCCUUAUUUCAAGAUAUUGUCAAAGAUGAGAAUGGUAAAAUCACUCACUGUAAGAUGCAUCAUCUUCUUCAUGAUCUUGCAUAUUCUAUCUCAAAAUGUGCAGCAUGUGGUUCAGAUGUUAUUGGUUUAAAUGAUAGCGUUUCUCAAAUUCGACAAUUAUCCUUGAUUGGCUGUGAGAAUAAUAUACCUUUGCCUUCUAUAAGGAGUAUGCGGAACUUACGUUCUUUGUUCUUGGACAGAGAUGUCUUUGGCCACGAGAUUUUAAGUUUCAAGCGCUUGUGUGUUCUAAACAUAUCGCGAUGUGAAAUCUGUAGCUUGCCAACGUCAAUCGGAAGGUUAAAGCAUCUACGGUAUCUAGACGUUUCAAAUAAUAUGAUAAAGGAACUUCCAAAAUCUAUUGUUAAGCUUUACAAAUUGCAGACCCUGAGGCUUGGUUGUUUCCAUGGAGAAGCCCCCAAGAACUUCAGGAAACUGAUCAGCUUGAGACAUUUCUAUAUGGAUAUUAAAAGACCAACAAGUAGGCACAUGCCUCGUUAUCUAGGUAGGUUGGUUGAUCUUCAAUCCUUGCCUUUUUUUGUUUUUGGCAUGGACAAGGCUCUCAUAUAGAAGAGCUUGGAUAUCUGAGCCAUCUCAGAGGAACAUUAAGGCUUUACAAUCUUGAGUUUGUCAGAAAUAUGGGGGAAGCCAUGACAGCAAAGUUGGUGAAAAAGGAAAAAGUGUACAAAUUGAAACUAUUA